Molecule: messenger RNA, 508 nt
Organism: Pelobates cultripes (western spadefoot toad)
Lineage: Eukaryota; Metazoa; Chordata; Amphibia; Anura; Pelobatidae
Source: the annotation of a GenBank genome assembly
AUGCUGCGCCUGCCACCAGCACCAGAAGACCACCCCAGAGAUAUAGUAUGCUGCCUAGAAAAUUUCACCCUGAAAGAGUACAUACUACGCACUGCCCGCCGCAUAGGCACAAUAAACAUAGAUAGCCAAGACAUUGUGAUAUACCAGGAUCUCUCCAGCUAUACAUUACAGGCACAGAAAGCGGUGGGAAUCCCGUACCGCUGGGGAUACCCGUUUUCCCUGUCAGCCCACCAGGGACAGACAACGUUACACAAUCAAGGCCCCAGCUGAUGUCCCAGGAUUUCAAUGCUUGCUAAGCCUUCCUCCUGUACAGGUGCCGAGCUGGCUGGCACACCAGUUCCUUCAGCAACUCAAUGGCCCACCACCACUGGGCCGCGACCGGAACCAACGCCAACGGCCCUCGCAGCCCAACCAGACCGGAGAAGUAAAAGUUGAGGCUGUACACCACAACCCGAAGAGGGGAACCAUACCCCGGGCUACAGCAUGCAACACAAACACCUGUGAGUAA